Messenger RNA from Dreissena polymorpha, 987 nucleotides. RefSeq lists its product as uncharacterized. The transcript is spliced from 4 exons. The coding region runs from base 211 to 786 and encodes 191 amino acids. The record is from RefSeq and is a predicted model, not a curated record. NCBI's taxonomy places the organism in Eukaryota, Metazoa, Mollusca, Bivalvia, Myida, Dreissenidae.
GUGGUAUGAAACGGUAUCACAAUACUCAUGUAAAAAAUACAAUCAAGUGUUAACUCUGUUAAGUAACAAAGCGCAUACACUCUUGUUUUCGUGCCUUGGAACACAACCGAAGUACUUAACUUUAAUCAUUGAGAUUUUAUGGUUCUUGUACGGGUGUUGAAUGUACGUGGUUCAUUUAACGUAAUUGUUACUUAUUAGAUUAGAACAACUAUGUCGAACCUUAAACGGAUGUCGAACGCUAGUUUUCUGUCAAGGCAGUUAGGGUUUACUCUGACCUAUACCGGUUCCCAGCUCGAGCGCACCGAGCAUGUCUUGGAGAAGGAAAUACGCAGGGAAAGCUGCUUCCCACCGCGGAAGAAUAAACUUGCGAGGCUGCGCCAUGAUGGGGAGUUAAUCCUGCACAGUAAACACAUUCUGAUGCUGAUCGUGGUGUUGAAUUUAGUGGAUUGUUGCCUCGUCCUCGGAGAGCUUAUUCUCGAUAUCCACUAUAUAAAAGGACUGCGCGACAAAACGGAAGAGCGGUCACAAAAGUUCGUUGACACGAUGGUCAAACGUUACCCGGACGAUCUGAGCGGCUUCUCGACGGACAACUUGGACGAUCUCUAUGCGCACCUGUACACGGCCGACUGCAAUUGGCCUCCGCGCGUUGACGUGAUGUAUGUGCCUGGGGAUAACAUCACGUUAAUUAACGGAACAUUUCAGUCUGAUGUUGACGCUGGUAACGCAUCGCGAUUAAGGGCAAGUACACACGUUUGUACUCGUUAUUAUAUAUGUGCCUCUCUCUGAGAAAAUGGGGCUUAAUAAUUAGGCGUAAAGUGACGUCCCAGAUUAGUCUGUGUAGUCCGCACAGGCUAAUCGGGGAAAACACUUUACGCCUUAUUUGAUUUUUUUCGAUAAAAGAAGUGUAUUCUGAAUGAAUAUUCUGUCUAGUUGGUAAGUGUCGUCCCUUACUAGCCUGUGCGGAGUUCAAACGCUAAUCUGGUACGA